GGUACCUUGGGUUAGUGCUUGAGUCGGCUAUGGCUUGCCCACCUAGUCAACGAGGGGUUCGUACCUGAUUAGCAAUCCAGUUCUACCUUUCACAUCAUAAACAUUGUUGCUUUGUCCUGUUGACAGGCUGUCAAACAACACAUCAAGAAAUAAUGAAGGUCACUCAGCUUUGGUACUAUCCUAUCAAAGGACUUCGAGGCAUUCAAGUCCAGUCGGCCAAACUAGGCCCACAAGGGCUUCAAUAUGACCGUCGUUUCAUGCUUUACAAGAUUGAGAAGUCGGGCGACUUCAGCAAGAUCCAAUUGUCCGGUCACCCAGAAUGCAGUCUUUUCGCACAAGAAGUCGUUGGCGACAAGAUCCGGGUCAAGUACCUGAUUCCAGAAGUACCACUUGUGCCGUGGAAACCAGAGCAGGACACUGUCCUUGAAGUCCCAAUUGAACCGGAUAUUAAUGAAUUGAGCAAGGCCGACGUCAGCCUACAUCAAAGUCGUGUUAUUGCAUACCGCAUGGGACCCAAAUAUGAUGCAUGGUUCACCGCUUGCUUUGGUUUCGACACAGCUCUCGUCUUCAUUGGCGAUGGUCGACGCCCUGUGCUGGGAACAUUCUCUCCCAAGGCUCAGGCUACUCCUCCGCCAUGGCCAAUGUUGCUUCUCAACCACCUUUUAGGGAAGAAAGCCACUGAGGAUGAUUGGAUUACCUUUACUGAUUGUGCGCCCUAUCUGUUCACCACAGAAGAAUCUCUCAGCAACGUCAAAGCCCGGCUAUCGACAUGCGACGUUGACAUGAAGGCUAUGCGACCCAACAUUGUUCUGGAUGGCGAAACCGCAUGGGAUGAGGACUUUUGGGCACAGCUGACCAUUAAUGGGGCUCAUCAAGUAGCUCUCACCAAGAUGUGCGGACGAUGCACUUCGCUCAACGUUGACUACUCCACUGGCCGUGCAGCAAAAGGGGAGCGUGGCACGGUACUCAAGAAGCUCAUGUCUGACCGAAGAGUCGAUACUGGAUCAAAGUAUUCUCCAGUUUUCGGCAGAUACGGGUUUCUCACCAGUAACCCUGGCGGCGAUACGAUCAUAUCCAUUGGUGACAGUGUGGAGGUGACCAAGAGAAGCGCUGAGCGUACUGUAUGGGAUUGGGCGUUGGCGGAUCCCAAAAUCGCAAAAUACUACCAGUCUUCCUCAGACACGAGGUCGAGCAUACCCAUAGUUCUCUCAUUCUGGCUGACGGCUGCGGCUCUGCUGGGCCUGCUACCGUGUUGGCUUUUACUUGCCUGAAUAAACAUACCUCUUUCUUCGAUCAAGGUGCCAGAAAGAGUGACAAGUGCAGCAAGGUUGCCUCAGCGAACCGCCCUCAAACUACCGGCCAAUGUCUUUGAAUAUGCACAAUCUUGCAAAGAAGGCAGCUCGUAAGAGCAGAUGUGACCCAAAGCAGCUUUGUGUCCGGCCGCAAACGCCCAGUGUCCGUCCGCCAUAUCUCGGUGCGGGAGGCCGGAGGGGUGGGGACUGGGGUCAGCCAUUUACCUCCGACGCCGAGACGGAGCGGUCUCUCUUCGGCAUGGCAGUGUCCGUAAAGGGCCGGAGGCGAGUAGUCACACGCAACUGACAACUUCUUGUCCGAGCAUCUGGAAACGUUCCAUCAACCCGUGCAUUCUAAUGAUUUGCCGAAGUAUGACAAGGUCGUCACACGAACUGGUCACACAAAAGCCCUAGCACAAUCUGAGGAGCAUGGCAGGCCCUGCCACCCCGAUCGUUAAGUGACAUGAAUGUGCAUGGUCGAAGAGCUCGUCAACUGAUGCUUGUGAGUUUUGAAACAAAGCAAGACAGGGCAAAAGAGUUCAGCCAGUCUUUAAGCGAACAACCAACGGACCAAUGAGCGAGGCGAAAGACUGAAUCAACAACAGUGAUACUAUCAUGUAUGCUCAGACAGCUCGCAAAGCACCUCAAAAGCUCCGGGUACGUUCCCCGAUGGGACCGUGUCGGCCUGGCGGGCGAGAUGUCGGAUCCGUUAAACAUGGGGGGGGGGUGUCGUGCCUCGUGAUAGUUGUUAAGGUUGUCGGCAUGACUCAAGAUAGUUCCGUAGAAACGAGCCUUGAUUGAAUACCAAAGUUUAUAUGGUGGUUGUGUAUCAUACACGUUAUUGAAACAUUUGCGAGGCUGUAAGCGUCUACAUCAGGCAUUGGUGUGUUUCGGUAAUUUGGAAAACCCCUGGUUCGCGUG
Fusarium odoratissimum NRRL 54006 is the source of this 2213-nucleotide messenger RNA. RefSeq lists its product as uncharacterized. The transcript is spliced from 2 exons. Lineage: Eukaryota; Fungi; Ascomycota; Sordariomycetes; Hypocreales; Nectriaceae. Gene Ontology annotation, molecular function: molybdenum ion binding; pyridoxal phosphate binding; catalytic activity. The record is from RefSeq and is a predicted model, not a curated record. The coding region runs from base 153 to 1271 and encodes 372 amino acids.